AUGGAUCCAGUAACUGCUCAUGGUCGACAUCUUCCUCCUCCUUUUCACACUAGAGAUCUCCAGCUUCACCACCAUCAACAGUUUCAGCAACACCAGGCUACCCAUCACCAUCAGCAGCAGCAUCAACAACUACUGCAGCAGCCGAAUUCGGAUGAGGAUGAGCAAAGUGGUGGAAGUAGCAGCCUCAAUAACCAUGGCGGCCAAAAGAGAGAGCGUGAAGACAACCAUAAUGAUGGUAAUAGAGAGUUGGCGUCUGUAGUAACCGGUGAUGGAGAUCAUAGUAGCGGUGGUGGUGGUGGUUCUAGACGGCCUCGUGGCCGUCCAGCUGGUUCAAAGAAUAAACCUAAACCACCUAUUAUUAUCACUAGGGAUAGCGCUAACGCGCUAAGGUCCCAUGUGAUGGAGGUGGCUAGUGGGUGUGAUAUUCAAGAAAGUAUAUCGAACUUUGCGACAAGGAGACAAAGAGGGGUGUGUAUUUUGAGUGGUAGUGGCACGGUCACCAAUGUUACAUUAAAGCAGCCAGCAGCCCCGGGGGCUGUCGUGACACUUCAUGGGAGAUUUGAAAUCUUAUCUUUAUCAGGUUCCUUUCUUCCUCCUCCAGCUCCACCUGCCGCUUCAGGAUUGACCAUCUACUUAGCUGGUGGUCAAGGACAGGUGGUUGGAGGAGGAGUGGUGGGGCCUCUAUUAUCAGCAGGCCCCGUGGUAAUCAUGGCAGCAUCUUUCGGGAAUGCUGCUUAUGAAAGACUUCCCCUUGAAGAAGAAGAAACUACACCCGGCUCAGGGAAUGGCCCUCUAGGAUCACCUACUGGUAUUGGUAGCCAACAACAACAAGCCUUGAAUGAUGCAAAUCCAUCUUUAUUCAAUGGAUUGCCUCCUAAUCUGCUAAAUUCUAUACAAGUGCCUACGGAUGCUUAUUGGGGUGCUAAUCGUCCCCCUUUCUGAACCGAAGAAAUAAUGUAACUGAUCUUUCGUACGUCUCAUCUUAUUUUAUCUUAAUAUAUCACCAUUGCAGUCCCCUUCUCUUUUCGGAUUUCGUAGGAAUUAAUUAGUUGUGUU
This is a messenger RNA of Erigeron canadensis, 1056 nucleotides long. RefSeq names its product AT-hook motif nuclear-localized protein 22-like. Gene Ontology annotation, biological process: vegetative to reproductive phase transition of meristem. Gene Ontology annotation, molecular function: DNA-binding transcription factor activity; minor groove of adenine-thymine-rich DNA binding. The transcript has a single exon. Gene Ontology annotation, cellular component: nucleus. Lineage: Eukaryota; Viridiplantae; Streptophyta; Magnoliopsida; Asterales; Asteraceae. The coding region runs from base 1 to 942 and encodes 313 amino acids. The record is from RefSeq and is a predicted model, not a curated record.